AUGAGGCAGCUCAAUGAGGACUGCAGCAAGACAGAGCCAUGCGACCACAUCAAGGGACUGGAAUGCAACUUUGGGGCUGGUUAUGGCACAGCUAAAGGCAUCUGUCGAGCCAAAUCAGAUGGAAGACCCUGUGAGUACAACAGCAAGAUCUACCAGAAUGGAGAGAGCUUCACUGCCAACUGCAAGCACCAGUGUACAUGCAUGGAUGGUGCCUUGGGGUGUGUGUCCCUGUGCCCCCAGCAGCUCUCCCUGCCAAAAAUGGACUGUGCCAUAUCCAAGCUGGUCAAAGUGCCCGGUCACUGCUUUGAGGAGCUGGUCUGCCUUGAGGAGAAGGGGAAAGCCUCAGUGGACAAGAAGGUCAGCAAAGAUGGCCGCAAGGAUAAGCAUUCUGAUGAUGACUUCACAAAGAGAAACGAGCUGGUGUCUUUCAUCAGAGGAGGACUCAAGUCUUUAGCUGCUUUCAGGAGUAAGCCUGAGAGUCGCUUGAUGUCCAAGGGGAACAGGAGGUGUGUGGCUCAGACCACAGCCUGGUCCCCCUGCUCCAAGUCCUGUGGUACAGGAGUUUCCUCCAGGGUCUCCAACAACAACAGCCAGUGCAAGCUGGUGAAGGUGACUCGUCUCUGUGAGGUCCGCCCAUGCUCCCAGUCAUCCUACUCAUUCCUGAAGAAGGGUAAGAAGUGUAGUGGCAUUGCGAAGGCCAGCCGUCCAGUGACGCUGACCUAUGCAGGCUGCAGCAGCGUGAAGAAGUUCCACUCCAGGUACUGUGGUUCUUGCCUGGACGGGCGCUGCUGCACCCCUCAGCAGACCAAGACUGUGGCCGUUCGCUUCCGCUGUGAGGACGGAGACACUUUCAGCAAAGACGUCAUGGUCAUAGAGUCCUGUUCAUGUGACUUUAGCUGUUCCCAUAACAACGAGAAGCUCUCUGGGCUCUCCAAUGAUAUUCGCGAAUCCAGAGUCUGAGGGGAAGGUUUAGGGUUCCACACCCUGUAUGUAAACUAGGAUUACAAAGGGGUGAGAUGACGGGGAGUAAGGAUAACUCCAUAUGUGCACUGCUAUGCUGGAGACAUUUAUUUUGAGGAUUUUAAAAAAUGAUUUGCUUCGUAAUAUUGGAGUUAUUGGCUGCUUCGAUAUGGAGCGUUUUAUGUUGUAAUAUUUCUGUUCAAUGACAACUUGUUUUGUAUGCAUGGCUAUCUUUUUGUGUUUAUUUGUAAAUAUGAAAACAUCUGCUUCGUGGCAGCUACUAGAAUGAUUUAAUCACGAGUAGAUUUGUCAAACAAGUGCCAUUGCGUUUAAUACCACAACAUUAUUUGUAUUUAUUUCUAAAAUCUUGACGUUUUCUUAAGAUAUGAUAGGCCAUAUUGGAAAAUCAUGUUUUCGACCAUUUGUUUUUUAAUGUUAUUUAUAAAAUGUAUGUAUUUAUGGAACCUGAUGCUCUGUUGUGAAUGACUAGAUAUCACAGUAUGGACAGUUGAUAUUUAACCUAGUUUUAUUGACAUUGCUUUCUCUAGUUUAAUCUAUCCUCCGCCCAUAGUUAUUUUAGAGUAAGGGAUACCUGCUGUGUUUCUGGCUGACCCACUUCUGAGGGGAUCUAGAGUUGAA
Molecule: messenger RNA, 1599 nt
Organism: Oncorhynchus kisutch (coho salmon)
Lineage: Eukaryota; Metazoa; Chordata; Actinopteri; Salmoniformes; Salmonidae
Product: CCN family member 1-like
Exons: 4
Coding region: 1-960 (319 amino acids)
Biological process (GO): cell adhesion; positive regulation of cell differentiation; positive regulation of cell migration
Molecular function (GO): heparin binding; integrin binding
Source: RefSeq, a predicted model, not a curated record